This is a messenger RNA of Melanaphis sacchari, 1767 nucleotides long. Its product is annotated as protein decapentaplegic-like. Lineage: Eukaryota; Metazoa; Arthropoda; Insecta; Hemiptera; Aphididae. The coding region runs from base 398 to 1600 and encodes 400 amino acids. Gene Ontology annotation, biological process: SMAD protein signal transduction; BMP signaling pathway. Gene Ontology annotation, cellular component: extracellular region. The transcript has 6 exons. The record is from RefSeq and is a predicted model, not a curated record. Gene Ontology annotation, molecular function: cytokine activity; growth factor activity.
GCGCCCGUUUGUCUGCCGAUUUCCGGCGGCGCGGUCGGUCGGCCGGUCGGCCGGUCGGUCACACGUGUGUACGGCUCGGGCAUGAACGUUUUGUUGUGUUUAUAUGCGCACACAAUGCACCGACAAUACCCUCCGAAGCCCUGCGGCGAUCAUCAUUUCACUAUCAACUCGUUUUCGGUUUGGUCGUGCAUUUGUGCAGCAGCAACGUCGCGCGCGUCUUUUACGCGUCACCGUCACAUUUUCGUGUCCGCAGCCCUUUUGCACAAAUAAUAUUAUACGCUCGCGGGACCGCCAGUUAACCGUCUGAACGUUAUUGUCACUAUAUACAACAUAAACGCGGCUGGCUGGUACGCCGAACGGCGAAGUGCGUGUAACACGACAUCCGUCCGCGAGUAAUAUGAUACUGUGUUUUUUGGUCAUAACACAGCUAUAUAUUUUCGUCGUCGACUCAACGCACACGGUUUUUUUUCUGAAACGACGUCAACAGCAUCACACUGCACCAGAUACAAUGAUUAUUUUACUAAUAUUAUUGUCUAUGCUACACACCGGAUUGACGGCCAUUGCCGGAAAUGAUGAAGUGGAAAAAAAUUUACUUACAAAAUUAGGUUUAAGCCGAAGACCUGUGGUAAAGGAAAACAUUAAGAUACCAUCUGCCACUAUGGAGCUGUAUAAAUCGAUGUUAGAACAAAAUAUGACAACACAUUUUGCUCUUCCUGGUUUGCACACAACGUCUGCUAAUACUGCUAGAGCUUACUUCAACAAAGGAUCAGCUCCAAUUAAUGCUAAGACUAAAAAAUAUAGACUACAGUUCGAUAUAGAUUCCUUACCGGAACAAGACCAGGUUAAAGCUGCUGAAGUUCGUUUUACAAUGAAGUAUGAUAAAGUACUACAAAAUGAAGAAUUUAUUUAUGUGAUUAUACAUGAUAUAAUUCAACCUGGCACAAAAGGUCUAUCAAAACCUAUUCUCAGAGUUAUCGAUUCCAAAUCAAUUAAUAUGUCAACGAUUUCAAAGACCGAAAGUUUUGACGUAACACCUUUUGUAGAAAGACUGUCGAAGAACAAGUUCAAAGAUAACCAUGGUAUGUUAGUACAAUGCGUCACGGAGUCUGGUAGUCACACACAUUUGCUAAGCGUAUUUGAUUUUUUAUCACCUGAAAAUACAUUACUAUUGGUCUAUACCGAUGACGGAACAAUUAGCGAGAAGAGCUCGAUGGAACGGAUAUUGCAGCGGAGCAAACGGUCGACAGACGAAGUUGGAGGGUCGCAGAAGAAAUCGAAAAAGAAGAAGAUCUGUCAACGGUAUUCGAUGUAUGUAGACUUCAAAGACAUCGGGUUCAGUGAUUGGAUCCAAGCUCCUCCGGGAUAUAACGCGUUCUACUGCCAUGGAGAGUGUACGUUUCCGUUGGCUAAUCAUAUUAACGCGUCUAACCACGCGGUAAUGCAAACGCUGAUAAACUCGUAUAAUCCGGCUGCAGUUUCCCGGGCGUGUUGCGUACCGACCAAGCUGAGUACUCAGACAUUGCUCUACGUGGACGACGAUGGAAAGUUGGUAGUGAAAAACUACCCGGAAAUGACCGUUGAGGAGUGCGGAUGUAGAUAAUAGCGGUAGUUAUGUACACGAUGGCUAUAAUUUUCGAUUCAACGUCAUAACCUACCCACAGUAACUGUAUUAAGAUACCUGAACGUAUACGUACAUCUAGAAUAAUUUGCUAAGCAUACUCUCUCACAAUUAUUUAAAAUCUGAUUUUUGAAAUUUUAUAAUUAUAA